Solanum pennellii is the source of this 1074-nucleotide messenger RNA. RefSeq lists its product as uncharacterized. The record is from RefSeq and is a predicted model, not a curated record. The coding region runs from base 507 to 989 and encodes 160 amino acids. The transcript has a single exon. Lineage: Eukaryota; Viridiplantae; Streptophyta; Magnoliopsida; Solanales; Solanaceae.
AUCAUACAUUUAUAGUUGUAAAACAAACAAAAGAAUGUUAGCCCCACAAGUGCUAACUCAAAAAAGAUACUAUAAAUUAAACAAUAUAUUGCGUUCAAAUUUUGAUUGUGCCUCUCUAAUGACGUGAACAGUUAUCUUCCAGUGCCACUUACUUAUCCACAAGCUCCGUUUUAGGUGGUGUUUCAAUUGCAUUUAAUGCACGCAACAAACUGCAUGCCUACAACCCCACAAUGUAGUUGUGCGUUAAUGACAUACAUACACCAUAUAUUUACUCAAUCACCAAUGACAUUGACAGCGUAAAUAAUUUUCUUUUACUAUCGUUAACAUUUUUCUCCAUAUAAUUGCUCACAAGCGCAUAGUGAAAGGAAAAUCGCUUGAGUUUUUUCCAUUUACAGAGCUUUGCGUCAAGCAAGACUCGAAACAAUCUCUCUUGGAAGAAGCUCAAUUUGAGAUUUCUAGUUAAGUAUGUGAGUAUAUUUUAACUUGUUAUUAAAGAGAAUGAGUUGAUGGAUACACUUUCUUCUAACCUUUUCAGUACUCUGUUUGUUUCAGCUCAUCAAUCGGAAAUGCCAUACACCGCUGUCCAUCGAAUUCCGUACCAGAAACUCAAAGAAGAUAGCAGCUACUUGGAAGAUGAAGAUAUUGAUUUAAUAAACCUGAGAGAAAAGGUAAUUGGGCAACUUAGGAGAAAGCCCUCUUCGUUCAGAAAAGUGCAUCUGAGGAAGCGAUUGAGGAUUAAGGUACCCAGCUUGAAGAAAUUCUUAAGGAGAAAAUCUAGAAUAAUCGUGGCCGCACUGGAUAAAAUUUUGAAGAGGUUGAAGGAAAGCCAGUCACAUUUUGGGGAUCUUUUUGCUGGAAAUUACAUGUUUAUGCACGUCUCUCCCACUCCAUUGAAAAUUUGUGCCCAAAAUCCCAAAUCUCCCCAUUUGAGAGCUGAUUACCUGCUUAAUAGAUUCUCAUCAGUAGGUUCCGCUAGGUAUUAUGAUUAGUUUUAGCAUCCAUUAAUUUCAUUGUGUUCUAUAAGUAUCUUUGAAUAUUUGAAGUUUAUGAUAAAAGCUUCGCAUUUGCCUGAUC